CGAUGUAACAAGUCUUCCAAAUAUCCACUGGGCUAUCAAGCGCACGGUUUUUCUCACGAUACAUUGAACGCAACACUCCCAAUACGUUAUCACGUGACUCUUUGUUUUGCUCCUUUUUCCGGUUUCAUCCAGGCAUUUCUACUGCAUCACACGGCUGUAAAAGUUUUUUGUUUUUUUAAAGGCACUUGCAAACAUAUCAUAUAGGAACAUUUUAAUGACAUGACCAAGUCGACGUUUUAUCAGGCAAACCUUGACGUUGCGUUGACAGAGUAGGCGUGUGCUAGCAUAGCAAUCACACCGUGGGAGCAUGGCGGCUGUGGACAGCUUCCACUUGCUGUACAGGGAAAUUUCCCGUUCGUGCAGUUUUUACUUUGAGACGCUGGCCGUGGUGGGUGCUCUGUAUACGGCCAGCAGGGCUGUCAUCCUGCUCAGAGACUGCUGCGUAUUGGUUAGAGUGCAUUUCCUACCCAGAAUGAUCCCAAGUAGGAAGCUUACCCAAAGAUAUGGCGAGUGGGCUGUCAUUUAUGGUGCAUCUGAGCCUGUGGCCCAGGCCUAUGCAGAGGAGCUGGCCAGGCAGGGCCUAAGCAUCAUUUUUGUCACCCAGGACCGUACUGCAAUUGGAGACUUUGCCAGACAUCUCUCCCAAAGCUACAGUGUGGAAAUUCUCCUCGUCUGUGCCGACCUCUGCUGGGACGCGUUGGCCGGCAAGCCCGUCAAAGAAGCUCUGAGGGGUAAAGACAUCGGUUUCCUGGUCAACUGUGUGGACGAGUUGUGCGCUUCACCCCAGAGCCUGAUUGAGAUGCCUGAACAGAGACUUAUGGAUGUGGUGGCGAGGAACCUUGCGGCCGCCACGCUGCUAACCCGCUUGGUGCUGCCGGGCAUGGUGGAGCGCAGCAGAGGUGCCGUGGUCAAUAUCUCCUCUGGUGCUUGCUGCCGGCCGCUACCUGGAAGAGUGACGCUCACCGCCUCCGCUGGCUACUUGGAUUACUUCUCCCGAGCUCUCCACGUGGAGUACAGCGGACGAGGGAUCUUUGCUCAAAGUCUGAUUCCAUUCCAGAUCGCCUCCAGUAAGCGUGAGCCGCCAUCGUCCACAGAAGGCUGGUUCGCACCAACACCGGAGGUCUACGCUCGCCACGCCAUCUCCACCCUGGGCGUGUCCAACAGAACCACAGGCUACUGGCCGCACACGCUGCAGUUUGGACUCAUGAGGUGCAUCCCCGAGUGGAUUUGGGUUCUGGGGUCGCGAAUGUUUGUCGGUUUGAGUUAAAAUGAGGCUCCUCCUCCCGCUUCCUGGAUUUCACCUAUGUAGAAUUGUGAUCAGGUUGUAAAUGUAUGCAU
Dunckerocampus dactyliophorus (ringed pipefish) is the source of this 1338-nucleotide messenger RNA. RefSeq names its product hydroxysteroid dehydrogenase like 1 (gene hsdl1). Bases 308 to 1267 code for a protein of 319 amino acids. NCBI's taxonomy places the organism in Eukaryota, Metazoa, Chordata, Actinopteri, Syngnathiformes, Syngnathidae. The transcript is spliced from 5 exons. Gene Ontology annotation, cellular component: mitochondrion. The record is from RefSeq and is a predicted model, not a curated record.